Molecule: messenger RNA, 798 nt
Organism: Dicrocoelium dendriticum
Lineage: Eukaryota; Metazoa; Platyhelminthes; Trematoda; Plagiorchiida; Dicrocoeliidae
Source: the annotation of a GenBank genome assembly
AUGUCUGACGACUCUGUGCCCGUCAUAGAGCUCUUUGUUAGAGCCGCACCAUCAAGUCGAUCUGAUCGAGAACCCGGACUGGUUGGGCAACAGUGGAUUAUGGUACUUCGCAUGCUAGAACAGAAGCAUUUGAUUCACCUGCGCAUCGUUCCGACUAGCUUCGACAACCCUCCGGCGAAUUACAAAAGUCUUGGUAGUGCACGCCUUCUUCCCAUCGCUUGGAUCGAAUCUGGUCAGUUAAACGGCGCAGAUGCAAAGGGCACAGUCAUUUCAUCCUCCGGUGGUUUGGAGGUACUCAUGGCGAAAUUAGGGUGUGCGAAUUUGGAUCCAUCUCUUAAAGAAGAGGAUGUACGGGCGGCUGAACGUAUUUCGCAAGAUCUAUACUCGGACUUAAUGCACUAUAUCAAGAACAACAACAGCAAACGGCUCUUGGUUGGCUUAAAAAAUUUAAAUGAGUACUUGGCCUCCAGCCCAGGCCAUUAUAUGCUAGGUGACCAAAUUUCCUAUGUAGAUUGUCAGUUGAUGCCUAAGCUGCAGCACAUUCGUGUUGCCGGUGGUGCUUAUAAACAGUUUGACAUUCCCGAAGACCUAUCAUAUGUUUGGGAGUAUAUCAGUCGUAUGUAUCAAUCUGAAGUGUUCCUUUUUUCUUGUCCGACUGACCGAGACAUGCUUAUGCAUUAUGAUGAAAAAGACCCCUUGCCCAAAGAGAUACGUCCAGGUUUGUUGGGUCCCGAGAUUCUGCGUGACAUCCCAUCCGGUGUCCAUCGGCCACGAGAAGAUGGUGAUACAUCUGGCUAA